GGCUGCUUUUCGCUUAAAGUAAAUAUGAUUUUAAUCCGAGAUUUAUUUAAUAAUUUUUAUAUGUAUAAUAGUUAUUAGUGAUUUGUAUGACUUUUGGGAUAAUAAGUUCGUCUUCCACAUUUUUGUAAUGAUAAGAAUCAAAGAAUCACAUUACUGUUCGCCUGUUUUAUAGUAUAUUUUCAUUAAUAUCAUUUACUCGUCAUGAUGGAUAUAAUACAUGACGAAGACAGGAAAAGAAGACUACGUCUUCUGGAGGAGCGAAUUCAAGAUCCUCACAGUAAGGGUAAUAUUGAUUCUCUACUGGAUACGGUGCAAGCCCUGUAUACCGAUUGUGACCAUGCUGCCAUAAAAAAACUGAAAAAUGUGGAGGUUUACUUAAAUAGAUAUGAUGAAUUCGCUAGUGAUAUAAUCAACCUUCGCAUGAAAACCGAUGACUUUGAGCACAUCAAGGUAAUAGGUCGGGGUGCCUUUGGAAAAGUCCAACUAGUCCGUCACAAGUACACCAGACAGGUGUACGCUAUGAAGAGGCUGAGCAAGGCCGACUUAAUCAAACGCUCCGACUCGGCGUUCUUCUGGGAAGAACGCCAUAUCAUGGCCCACGCAAAAUCCGAGUGGAUCGUACAGUUACACUUUGCAUUCCAAGAUGCGAAACAUUUGUAUAUGGUGAUGGAUUACAUGCCUGGCGGUGACAUCGUCAACUUGAUGUCAAACUAUGACAUACCCGAAACGUGGGCUAAGUUUUACACGAUGGAGGUGGUGUUAGCAUUAGACAUUAUACACUCUAUGGGUUUCGUUCAUAGAGACGUCAAACCUGAUAAUAUGUUGCUGGAUAAGUACGGCCAUUUGAAGUUGGCCGAUUUCGGCACUUGUAUGAGAAUGGAUGAGGAUGGUCUCGUUAGGUCUAACAACGUGGUUGGCACACCUGAUUAUAUUUCGCCGGAGGUGCUUCAGAGCCAUGGAAAAGGGAUAUACGGACGAGAGUGUGACUGGUGGUCGGUGGGCAUAUUUGUUUAUGAAAUGCUCGUCGGAGAAACACCAUUUUACGCCGACAGCCUUCUCGGCACCUACAACAAAAUUAUGUACCACGAGAGUAACUUAUCGUUUCCCGAAGAAAUAGAAAUAUCAAACGAGGCGAAAUCUCUGAUACAGGGUUUAUUAUGUGAUAGAACUAAGCGUUUAGGGAGGAAUAGUGUAGACGAAAUAAAGAACCAUCCAUUUUUUAUUAAUAGCGAACAGUGGACGUUUGACAAUUUACGCGAUAUGGCCCCUCCGGUUGUACCUGAACUUACGGGCGAUGACGACACCAGUAAUUUCGACGACUACGAGAAGGACGAAACCCCGGAGGAGGUCUUUCCUGUGCCAAAUAGCUUUGUAGGGAACCACCUGCCGUUCAUAGGUUUUACAUACAACUCGGAUUAUCAGUUGCUGACCAGCGACGCAGUAGAUAAUAAAGCACUUAAUGCGAUUAUUGAUAGUAAAAAUAUAAAUGCUCAAGUGAUUAAGUUGGAGUCGCUAUUAGAGCAGGAGAAGUCAAAUGUAGAUACGUUAGAGGCUAAACAACGAAUCUUACUGGCUCAAUUAGAAACGAUAGCUCAAAGAGAAAGUGAUCUAAGGGAAGAGGCUACUAAGUACGAGAAAGAAAAUACUUUACUCAAACACAAUUGCAAAGAACUGCAACGUAAAGCAGAAUGUGAAAGCGAGAAGAGAAAAAACACAGAAAAGCUGCUGACCGAGUUAAAGAAAAGGUACGAAGAAGAACAAAACAAGCGUACCAGGGAAAUGAACAACAACCAGCAGCAUAACGACAAAAUCCACGUGUUAGAAAAACAAGUGAACGAAAUGCAAGAGAAACUUAAAGUAGAGACUGAAAAUUGUCAGAGAUUGAGGAAGCAAGCCAAUGAAUUGACGAUGGCAAAGUCUAGCUCAGAGCUCAAAGUUACAGAAUAUCAAACAAUGCUUCAAACCCUGCAGUCACAGCGUGACAGUCUUCAGUCGGAAGUGGCUUCUCUACAAGACCAAUUGACCCAAGAGAAGAACUCUAGGUCUCAAGCUUCUGACCAACAGAUGGUGCUCGAGAACAAACUACAGUCGCUGAAUGCGGAGAUGGAGAGACUUCGACAGAAAGAGAUGAAAACCGCAGCUGACAACAGUCAGUUAACUGAAAGAAUUUCGUUUUUAGAAAAGGAAUGCGCCAGUUUAGAUUUGGAGUUGAAGGCUGCUCAGAACAUGUACCAGCAGGAAGUAAAAGCACAUGAAGAAACGGAGAAGAGCAGGAUGCUUAAUAAAGAGGAGGCUAAUUUAGAAGUAGUGAAAGCUUUGCAGACCAAACUAAACGAAGAGAAGAGCGCAAGACAAAAAGCGGACUUGAACUCACAAGAAAAAGAGAGGCAAAUAUCAAUGUUGUCGGUCGACUACAGGCAAAUCCAGCAACGGUUGCAGAAACUGGAAGGGGAAUAUCGGCAGGAAGUCGAGAAAGUUAAAGCUCUUCAUAGUCAGAUAGAACAAGAACAACAGAAGAAGACCAUCUUGCAGUCUGAAGUCGGGCAGCAAGCUACUGAACUCGCCAAAUUAAAAGCAAGAGAAUCUCAGUUAACUGCGGAAUUAACUAAGUUGCAGGAACUUAAGAGAACUCUUGAGGAAGAACUACUGAGAGUGAAAAGCAAUUGGCAAAGGGACCAACUCCAGAUGAAGGAAUUGCAGGAAUCCUUAGAAACGGAGCAGUACUUCUCAACCCUGUACAAAACCCAAACCAACGAACUCAAGGAGGAAGUCGACGAGAAAAAUAGGAUAAACAAGGAGUUUGAAGAGGAGAGAGUCUCUUUGAAACACCAGUGCCAGAUAGCGCUUGCCAGAGCGGAUUCUGAAGCCCUUGCUCGAUCUAUUGCUGAAGAGACGGUGGCCGACCUUGAGAAAGAAAAGACCAUGAAGGAACUCGAGCUCAAAGACUUACUUGCCAAACACAGGAAUGAGAUAAACACGAAAGAAGUGACGAUAAACACUUUCAAAGACCGCGAGCUGGAAUAUAAGAAAUUGAAUGAGCAGUUGCAAAAGGAAAAAGAGGAACUCAACAGGCAAUUCAAACAGUUGCAAGAAGAAUUCAACAGGAAGAUUGGUAAUAAUGAAGAAAUUGAGAAAUUGAAGGCUAAGCUGCAAACCGAGUCGAUGCUCAAACAACAGGCUGUUUAUAAGUUGCACGAAAUUAUGAACAGGAAGGACCUGAGGGAUACCGGCAAAGGUAAAUCGAAGAUUUCCAGUGCCGAUCUGAGAAGGAAAGAGAAGGACUUGAAGAAAUUGCAGCAAGAAUUAAGUCAAGAGAAGGAUAAGUAUAACCAGAUGAUUACCAAUUUCCACAAGAACGUUCAAGACAUAAACGUUCAACUCAAUGAAGAAAUUGCCGCUAAACAGCGCCUGCAAAUGGAACUAGACAGCAAAGAUGCCGAAAUUGAGCAACUCCAAUUGAAACUGUCUGCUUUGAACAGUGAAACGGCCUCUUUGAGUUCGGCAGAUAACGACGGCGACGAACUAAACUCAGACUGCGUGUUCGAGGGGUGGCUGUCUAUUCCGUCCAAGCAAAAUAUAAGAAGGCACGGCUGGAAGAAGCAGUACGUCGUCGUUUCUAGUAGAAAAAUAAUUUUCUAUAAUUCCGAUAAUGAUAAGCUGAACUCCGAUCCUGUGAUUGUACUCGAUCUCUGUAAAGUGUUCCACGUGAGGUCGGUGACCCAGGGGGAUGUGAUUCGAGCCGAUUCCAAAGAUAUCCCUCGAAUAUUCCAGUUGCUGUACGCGGGAGAGGGCGAGGCGAGGAAAACCGAGGAACAGAGCAACACCCUGGACGUCAGUUCCAUAAGGAGCUUCGAGGAUAAGCCCGGAUGCAUCGUGCACAAAGGUCAUGAGUUCCUAAGCAUCUCUUACCACAUGCCGACUACUUGUGAGGUUUGUCCGAAACCAAUGUGGAAUAUGUUUAGACCCCCACCUGCUUUAGAAUGUAGACGAUGUAGGAUAAAAAUUCACAAGGACCAUUUGGAUAGAAAGGAGGACACCGUGCCUCCUUGCAAGCUACACUACGAUCCUUCCUAUGCCAAAGAAUUGCUGCUCCUGGCCGCGUCCCAGGAGGAGCAGAAGCAAUGGGUCACCAGACUGAGCAGGAAAAUACAGAAAUGCGGGUUCAAAGCCAAUAAUUCAAAUGCCAUAGAUUCUGCUAAGAUAUCCCCUAGGGAAUCAACUCGUUCUAAUCUGAAGCCAUACUUGAAUGCCCAACAAAGAUCUGCUACUCUACCUGCUAAUACAUCUAUGAGCAGCAAAUGACAAUUAAAGUAACCCAUUACUGAAAAAUCCCAUUCAUUUACAAAGCGCUUUUUUCUUCAUCACUAAUUUAUUUGAUACAAUCUGUGAUAUCUAUCUCGUUGCAAGUUUGUAUCAGAACAUCUUGUUAAAUAUUUAGAUAGUCUAUUUACAGAGGCACUAAAGUUCUUAAUUAGAACAUAAUCAUGCAUUGUAACAUAAUUGAAAAUUAGUAUUGCCUAGUUAUUCUAAUCGAAAGCUUCACGGUUUCCUGAAUAAUGGAAAAGUUAGGUUGCUGUUUUUUUUUAAAUUAGAAUUGUUAUUUAGUCUAGUAAAUAGAGUUGCGAUUAAAUUCGGUUUGGUUUUGUGUUUCAUAAAUCUUAGUAAUGCUCAAGUCUAUCUUAUGAGUGCCAUGCAACUGGCAAUUUAGAACUUGUAAAAAAAUUAAAACUACUGUGACACCAGCCUCAGGUGUAGACGAUAUUACCUCUAGUCUAUGAAAUUGUUUUGGUGACAUUUUGAGUACUCUGGAUUAAUACUUUUAUUUUGAAAAUGAAUGAUGAAAAUUUAUAUUGUACUCCUGUAUUAGAAAGAAUGUAAGAGGAUUUUGUGACUGAUUAAUGUGAGGUAUAUGGAAGAAAUGAGGAAUUAAUCAAAAUCACAGUGCACACUUUUAGUGACAAUAUUGGUUUACUAGACUAUCUUUAGUAAUCUGCUAGGAAAAAGGUGCUAAUGAUGUUUCGUUGAGGCUAACAUUUAUUCUACAGAACUGUAAAUAAUCAUACGGCUUUCUACGUUUGUUCUAAAGAGAAUAUUCUAAUUUCGAAUUACAUACCUCUGUAUGUUUUCUCAAAAAUAUCUCAGUAAGUACACUUUAAGUAAUAAACAAAUUCUUUUUGGGACAAAUGUGUUUUCCCAGAGUGAAAUAAGAAGUGUUUCCAGUCGCAUUUUGCAGUAUGUAUUAAGUUUAUACGAAUUAAAAUUACAUAUCAUUAUAAGUAGUAAAUUUUUAAUUUCUUCGUUAGUAUAAUAGGCUUGAAAAUAUUUACAAUAUUUUGAAAAUACUUCGACACUCUGGGGCGUUUUAUCAUGACAUUCCUUAAAGUACAGUACUUUAUUUAAUUUUGUAUAUUUUUUUGUUGUUUGUUUUGAAUUGUACAAAAUAUUUUAAAGAAAAAAUGGAUUAAUGUACAUGUAUUUAUUAUUCUACCUAUAAAAUCCCGUUUCUUUAAGUCAAAUAUAAGGAUAUUAGUGAUCACGAACUUUCCCAAAAGGUCCCCGUAUUGUAAAAGGAAACCACUUUAAAAUAUUUGUACCGAUCAUUGAGUUUGGUUAAAUGAGUUAAAGGUUAACUAACAUUUGACUUUUUGAAUUGGGUGUUUUUUUUUAUCAUGCAGUGUGUGCCUUAUUCUUUUUCUUUUAGUAGUUGAUACUUUUGUAUGACUACAAUAAUUUAAAAAGUGAUUUUGGUGAUGUAAUGUAGGUAUUAAGAUUUUUGCCUUAUGUACACAAACUAUAAACCAAAAUGGACAAUUGUAGAAUAAAUUGUUCUUAUUUAUU
Molecule: messenger RNA, 5838 nt
Organism: Anoplophora glabripennis (Asian longhorned beetle)
Lineage: Eukaryota; Metazoa; Arthropoda; Insecta; Coleoptera; Cerambycidae
Product: rho-associated protein kinase 1
Exons: 10
Coding region: 202-4302 (1366 amino acids)
Biological process (GO): peptidyl-threonine phosphorylation; regulation of cell junction assembly; mitotic cytokinesis
Cellular component (GO): cytoskeleton; cytoplasm
Molecular function (GO): Rho-dependent protein serine/threonine kinase activity; ATP binding; small GTPase binding
Source: RefSeq, a predicted model, not a curated record